UCAUGUUGUGAUCUACUUGAUGAUCUUAAACUGUUAGAUUCCUCAAUAUGGAAGAAAGAAAGGAAUCAAAAUCAUUUUGUGCUUUCUGCUAAUUGUAAAACCAAUCAAUCUCAAAAAGUCAAGAGGGGCAUCAAAGGAAGAAAGUGAAAGAGAAAUGUGGUGACGAUUCUAGAUGCUUCAUUAUCUUCCGAAUUCACUUCCUUGUUGCACAAUAAGAAUAAUGAAGAUGCUGAGAUUUUUAAUUCCUCUUGUUUGUCAAAAGAAAUGGAACUGCAUUCUCUGCCUAGCCUGCAGAAAUCAUUUAACAAGUCUUCCUUUGUUCAGCCUUGUAACAAACGAAUACAGUCUGCAUUUGAAUCCAAAAUUGUUUCCUGUAAGAAUCGUCUAAGAAAGCAUCUCGGUCAUAAAGUUGCCUAUGAGUCUCAAUCAGAUUCUGAUGCUGAGUUUCACUCAUUGCCUGGAGUUUCUGGAACAAAGAGAUUGAGAAAGAAUCUCACUUCUCGUUUUGAGCAGUUUCAUAUGAAAGAACCAUCCUAUGAGGAACCUGAAAAUGGUAAGUUGAGGCCAUUCUUAUGCAGGAAGGAAAAUGAUCAUGGAAUCACAAGGCCAGUAGUCUGUGGAAAACAUGGUGAAAUUUGUAAAGAACAUUUGGCUAAAGAGGUGCAAAAGCCUGCAAAAAUUGUCUCCCUCAAGAAGGUCCUUAAGUCUUCCAAAAGGUGUAUGAGCCACACAAAUGGAAAACCUAGACUAACUUUAAAAAAGCAAUGGAAGAGAUUGAGCAUUGGAACAGAUAGUGGGUACUGCUGUGGGAACCAUGGUUUAAAAAUUAAGGAAAGCAUUGAAACACAAAAUACAAUAAUUUAUGAUGAAGCAAAUGUUGAUAUGUCCCUGGAAGACUUGGAGAGAGGUGGCAAGCAAGAUGCUAAAGAUAAAGCUAAGCAGGUUGUUAGGGUUGGAAAUAGAGAAAAUGUUCCAUUGAAGGUGAAGAACAAGGACAUUCGGAAACACCGUAGCAUUAAUGAGCUCUCUGCUAAAGAAACCAAAGUGACGGAUAUGAUGAAUUGUGCUCAAGACAGAGAGACUGGUUUGUGUAGCCAAAAAAGAAGAAACUCUAUUCAAGGUCACCUAAACAUAUCUACUAUAAACUCAGAUACGUUCUGCUGUGUGUGUCGAAGCUCAAGCAAUGAUAAAAUCAACUGUUUGUUGGAAUGUUGUCAAUGCCUAAUUAGAGUGCACCGAGCUUGCUAUGGUGUUUCCACAUUACCCAAAAGAAGUCGCUGGUGUUGCAGACCAUGCCGAACGAACUCAAAAAAUAUUGCUUGUGUCCUAUGUGGUUAUGGUGGUGGAGCCAUGACUCGAGCAACAAUGAGUCAUGCGAUUGUCAAGAGCCUCCUAAAAGUGUGGAAUGGUGAGAAAGAUGGCAUGCCUAAGCAUACAACUUCAUGUGAAUUUUUUGGAAAGGAAAUGUAUGCAUUCCCAUCCUCAAGGGCUGAUCAUGAAAGUGUUUUGAAGACAAAAAUCGGUGAUACAUCAACAGAUCUGGUGAAAGUUCAAAUAUCUACAAAUCAUAUGCAGCAUACCCCCACUAGUCUUUCUAAAUUCAAGGUACACAACAGCAUUACUGCAGGAGUUCUUGAUCCAACUGUUAAACAAUGGAUUCAUAUGGUUUGUGGUCUUUGGACUCCUGGAACAAGAUGCCCGAAUGUUGACACCAUGAGUGCUUUUGAUGUAUCUGGUGUUUCGCGUCCCAGGGCAAUUGUGGUUUGUUCCAUUUGCAAUCGAUCGGGUGGUUCUUGUAUAGAGUGCAGGGUGGCUGAUUGCUCUGUCAAGUUUCAUCCUUGGUGUUCUCAUCAAAAGAACCUGUUGCAAAGUGAGACUGAAGGUAUUGAUGAUGAAAAGAUUGGAUUUUAUGGAAGAUGCAUGCUUCAUGCUAUUGAACCUAGAUAUUUGUCCAUGUAUGAUCCUAUUUAUGAAAUGGGAAGUCAAGAAGAAAAGGAAUUCACCUGUGCCAGGGUAGAGGGUUACAAGGGAAGAAGAUGGGAUGGUUUUCAGAAUAAUCACUGCCAAGGUGGAUGCCUUGUUCCUGAGGAGCAGCUUAAUGCUUGGAUUCACAUCAAUGGGCAGAAAUUAUGUUCUCAAGGACUCACAAAAUUCCCAGAUUUGGAUAUGGAGCAUGAUUGUCGAAAGGGCUACGCUCGGUACAAACAAGCAAAGGGAUGGAAACACCUUGUUGUAUACAAGUCCCGUAUACACGCACUUGGUCUUUACACUUCUCGAUUCAUUUCCCGGGGUGAAGUGGUAGUUGAAUAUAUUGGUGAAAUUGUGGGAUUGCGUGUGGCUGAUAAAAGGGAGAAGGAUUAUCAAUCUGGAAAGAAACUUCAGUACAAGAGUGCCUGCUACUUCUUCAGGAUAGACAAAGAGCAUAUUAUUGAUGCCACAAGGAAAGGGGGGAUUGCUCGUUUUGUUAACCACUCGUGCCUGCCAAAUUGCGUGGCAAAAGUGAUUACUAUAAGGCAUGAAAAGAAGGUUGUCUUCUUUGCUGAGAGGGAUAUAUUUCCUGGUGAAGAGAUCACGUAUGAUUACCAUUUUAACCAUGAGGACGAAGGAAAGAUUCAAUGUUACUGCAAUUCAAAAAAUUGCAGGCGAUAUAUGAACUGACGACUUGCAAUUGUGGACUACAUGGUAGCAUUCAUGGCGCCUGAAAAUGCAAGUCGCUGCAAUGUAAUCAAGGUGCCAUUUGUAGUUUGUAUAUAACUGGCAAGAGUUUGCUACGAGAUCUAUACGUGGAGCAGCGAAAGUUUUGCUCCUUAAUUUUUUGUAAACGAGUUUUUCCCUUGAUUGUCUUAAUAUUUUGAUCUUCAAUCAGUUUUUCUCAUCUUCAAUUAUUA
Messenger RNA from Vigna unguiculata (cowpea), 2888 nucleotides. RefSeq lists its product as uncharacterized. The record is from RefSeq and is a predicted model, not a curated record. Gene Ontology annotation, cellular component: histone methyltransferase complex. Gene Ontology annotation, molecular function: protein binding; histone H3K4 methyltransferase activity. Gene Ontology annotation, biological process: positive regulation of DNA-templated transcription. Lineage: Eukaryota; Viridiplantae; Streptophyta; Magnoliopsida; Fabales; Fabaceae.